AUGGCCACGCUGACGAUCCAGCUCGACGAGGAGCGAGCGGUACAGAGCAGGGCUCAGAACUUCGUGCUAGAGGGCAAGUCGGACAGCGAAUUCAUGCAGGUGGUGGACUGGACCAUUGAGCAGCACGACAAGGCGGGCGUGGACGCGCGCCAGGACGCAAAGGCCAAGGGCGUGGAGUUCAAGGGGAACCCGUUCGGCAAGAAGCCAGCCGAGAAGUCAGAGUCGAGGAAAGCGAUCUUGGAGAAGAUCAAGGAGAGGGUGCAGAAGAAGGAGCUUGCGGACACAGCACCAGCGGCGGCGUCUGCCCUGCUGGACCAGUUCGUGGUGUUCGGCAAACAGGCGUCGACGUUGCCCCCGAAGUUUCGGGCAUCGCGAUGCUUCAAGAUAGAGUACAGCCAAAAUGCCGAGGACGGCCUCCAGGACGACGUGGCCAUGACUAAGUGGAUCUUCGCCAUUCCCUCGUGCCGCGAGAUAGAGUCUGUGCUGAUGCAGUCUCGUGAAGCACAGUUACUUCGCGGCAUCGGCUUAGAGCUGGACUUCGACCGCGGUCCGAGGAGCAAGGCGGCAAAACAUGUUGCGAAUAUUGCAUUCGGAUCUGAUAGUGCGAAGGGGAGUGGCAAGGGCAAAGGCGGUCUCUUCUCGAAGAAAGUGAGAGCGUGA
Prorocentrum cordatum is the source of this 660-nucleotide messenger RNA. Lineage: Eukaryota; Dinophyceae; Prorocentrales; Prorocentraceae. The record is from the annotation of a GenBank genome assembly.